AUGAAAGUAUACACGGAUCAGCAGGCAUCCACCUCUCAAGCCACCAUCGACACCUCGAAGGGCCAUCAUCGACGAGCUUCCUCACUAUGGGUACCCCCGUCAAGGCCUAUAUUCUCGAGCCCGACGCAAGUCAUUCGCGAGAAGGCGGAGACGGGUGGACGGAUACUGAAGCGGCAUCGGUGGACACGAUGGCUGUUCGGCAACGAUCCAGUUUUGCCGGCUUAUCGAGUUGUCACCCCGAACAACCAGGCCGAACCGCCACCGAGGUACGAGCAUCCGAAUCGACGACAUGCGGAUAAUAGAAUCAGUACUACGAAAUACAGUAUACUGACGUUCCUACCUAAGAAUUUACUAGAACAGCUACAUCGGGCAGCCAAUUUAUAUUUCAUUUUUAUUGUUGUGUUGAAUAUGAUAAUUGGAGCGUUUGGGAAAUACAUCUCAUUGAUGCCAAUCUCUUUCGUCCUCGGAGUCACAGCUAUAAAAGACGCUUUCGAGGAUUAUCGCCGAUACAAAUCCGAUCAAAAAGUCAAUCAUUCCACCUGCCGUGUUUGGGACUCGAGUCAGGGAAGGUAUCGCAAGUUAGAAUGGAAACAUAUCCUCGUUGGCGAUUUCGUGCAUCUUUCUCACGAUGAGAUCAUUCCGGCAGAUAUGCUGCUGCUGAGAAGCAGCGAUGCUAACGGU
Messenger RNA from Ostertagia ostertagi, 681 nucleotides. The record is from the annotation of a GenBank genome assembly. Lineage: Eukaryota; Metazoa; Nematoda; Chromadorea; Rhabditida; Trichostrongylidae.